Messenger RNA from Talpa occidentalis (Iberian mole), 6192 nucleotides. It is a transcript of the gene PCDH17, whose product is annotated as protocadherin 17. The coding region runs from base 2468 to 5944 and encodes 1158 amino acids. Gene Ontology annotation, biological process: homophilic cell-cell adhesion. Gene Ontology annotation, cellular component: plasma membrane. NCBI's taxonomy places the organism in Eukaryota, Metazoa, Chordata, Mammalia, Eulipotyphla, Talpidae. Gene Ontology annotation, molecular function: calcium ion binding. The transcript has 4 exons. The record is from RefSeq and is a predicted model, not a curated record.
GGUGAGAGCUGGGACCGCCAGCCCGGCGGAUGCUGCAGCCGCGGAGGGCGGCCAGGGAGACGCUCUCCAACUGUUGAAUUGAAUUUUCACCUUUCAUUUCCUCUGAUGCUUUGCUUGCGGAGAUGGAUUUAUUUGCUUUGAAAUCCGCGAGUCUUUCGCAGGCUGUGAGCUGAUCCUGACAGGCACCAGAUUGAAAGAGACCACCCGUGGCAGAAAAGGAGGAAAAAAAAAACAAACCAAAAAAACAAAAAAAAAACAAAAAACCUCCACAACGGACUGCACAAUUAACUAUGCACACCGGUGCUGGACUUUGUGACUAGAGAACAUUGAGGGGAAAAUCUUGAACUAUGGUGCGGGGCUAAGCUAUGAACAUUCACUGGAAUCCUGAUUUCCCCCCAAGACUCUGAAAGAUUUUGGGGUGUCUCACGUCUAAUCAAGAGGAAAGGGUUUUUUUUUUUUUUAACUAAUAAUUAUAAUAAAUAAAUACACCUAGCAAAAACAGAAGCCUUGUUUUCCAGAGCCUCGGACUCCGGCAGAAAGAGGUAGUGUAAAAGUGCUGCUGGAUUCAGCUUCACCUUCUUCCUUCCCUCCCUCCCUUUCUCUCGCUUUUUCUUUAUCUCCAAAACAUGAAUCUCGCUUUUCUUUCUGUUGAGUGAGUCAGAGAAAGCGUUAGGAAGAAGCUGCAACUAAUGUCUGUGAAGGGAGGACCAUGAGGCGAGAGUGAAUACGAUUCGUUCCGCUGCUUCUGACUCAUCCGGCAGAUCAGAACACCUGCAUUUCUGGAUGUGUCAUUCCCGUAUGUCGAGGCGCGUCGAGAACCCGAAAUAUGUAUAGACAGACCUGUGCCUAAUAUCCCCCCAGAGGUGUCUCCCCGGGGUGGGCGCCCCUGGCAGGAUCGAGGCUUUUUUUUUUUUUUUUUUUUUUGGCUGCAGCUCUUCACACCCUGCCCUCCCCGAGUCGCCCAGAGAGACUGAGUACGAGGCAGACUGCAGAAUGCAUCACGCCAAACCUUGAUGUGUUUCUCUCCUCCAGCCCACUCCUUCUACUAUUAAAUUUUUUUGAAGAAAAAAAAAAAACCCGCACUUUAUUCGCUUCAAAUAUUCGCCACUUUUAUUCCUAGCCAAGGUUUUCCUUUUUAAAUGAAGAGGACUGAGAGGCAGGGCCAUUGGAAGGAGAUGCUGAAUAGAAAGAAAAGAGAGGCACUUGACAGCCCAGCCCUGUGAAUGCAGAGACUGUUUCCCUUCUAGCGAGAGACAGGGAGUGUGUGUGUGCUAGGACUGGGAGGGUGGCUCCCCCUUCCUUUUUAUUCCGCCUCUCCCUCCCCCUGCAAAUCUGCACAUCCAACCAUGAGUUGCCUGUUGAUUUCCUUUCGCCUGGGAAGAAAAGCAAACUGGAAUUAAACUGCAUGGAGAGAAGUCCUUGCUUGCGGGCAGAGGAUGGGAUGGUAGCGGCAGCUCCUGCCUGGGUUUAGGGAAAUCUCUGAGUGUGUGUUCUACGAGCAGAGGCGGAGAUAUAUCUAUAUAUUUUCCCCUCCCAAUAGACUCACACAGCAAACGCUGAUCUGGCUGUGGUUUUCCUGACUUGGGGGAGAGCCUUUUCCGAGGAAGAGAGGGAGGAGCCUGCUGGAGGGAGGAAACUACAAAUCGGGACACUAGUUCUUUGCGCUGCAUUUCCUCCCCUCCCUUUGGCUGCUCGGAAAGGAGAGAGAGAGAGAGGGGGGAAAAAAAAAAAUACGCUGGGCUGGGAGAUGCAGUCCGCCGCCGCCGCUGCUUCCACCGGCAAUGCAAGAUUAAAUCUCUAAAUGCAGCAAAACACUGCCUGAAAACAGACUAGCCCGCGAAGCAAGCAGACAUUUCACAGAGCUCCGGGGAAGCUUCAAAAUACGCCCGACUCUCUCCUCAUUGCUCCUCGUCCCCACCAAUUUGAGACGAAAAAUAAGUAAGGAUUUUACUUUCAGAUCUGCCUGGAGACACACCUCCCUGCUCCCUCCCCCACUAGCUGUGAAGAGUAUUCCAGAGACUAAGGGCGGGAGUGGAUUUGCAGCGCCCUAGCGGGAGCGAGGAAAACCUACGGAUUCUUGAGCUCAUUAUCAUUCCUCCCGGACGCGAUUUCCUUCUCUUCUCCGGCCUCAUCGCUCAAGUUUGAGUCGCCCGAAGUCCGGGCAGGAGAAACAAAGCCCGGGGCUCGCCCCCAGCCGCAGGGAGUCGCCGCCUUUUUCGGUGGCCCUGCGGCUUCCCUGCACCGCUGCUUCUCGCCCAGUGCGGAUGCUGUAGAUCAACAGGUUCGGGGAACUUGAGCGGAAUAACGAAAGACCGCCAGUGCCGCAGCCGGGGAGCCCAGGGAAAGAAGGACCCACAGACUUGUGGCUCGCGCCUCGCGCACGCAGCGCAGGGACUCCAAGCUGGCGCGCGCCCACCGGCUCGCCUCUCCGGUCCGGCUGCUCCUGCCCCCACCCCACCGGUCUGGGAUGUACCUUUCCAUCUGUUGUUGUUUCCUCCUAUGGGCCCCUGCCCUGACGCUCAAAAACCUCAACUACUCGGUGCCAGAGGAGCAAGGGGCCGGCACGGUGAUCGGCAACAUCGGCAAGGAUGCCCGGCUGCAGCCGGGGCUUCCGCCCGCGGAGCGAGGCGGCGGCGGGCGUAGCAAGUCCGGCAGCUACCGGGUGCUGGAGAACUCCGCGCCGCACCUGCUGGACGUGGACGCCGACAGCGGGCUGCUCUACACCAAGCAGCGCAUCGACCGCGAGUCCCUGUGCCGCCACAACGCCAAGUGCCAGCUGUCCCUCGAGGUGUUCGCCAACGACAAGGAGAUCUGCAUGAUCAAGGUGGAGAUCCAGGACAUCAACGACAAUGCGCCCUCGUUCCCCUCGGACCAGAUCGAGAUGGACAUCUCCGAGAAUGCCGCCCCGGGCACCCGCUUCCCGCUCACCAGCGCGCACGACCCGGACGCGGGCGAGAACGGGCUCCGCACCUAUCUGCUCACGCGCGACGACCACGGCCUCUUCGCGCUGGACGUCAAGUCCCGCGGCGACGGCACCAAAUUCCCAGAGCUGGUCAUCCAGAAGGCCCUGGACCGCGAGCAGCAGAACCACCACACGCUGGUGUUGACCGCCCUGGAUGGCGGCGAGCCGCCGCGCUCAGCCACGGUGCAGAUCAACGUGAAGGUGAUUGACUCCAACGACAACAGCCCGGUCUUCGAGGCUCCGUCCUACCUGGUGGAACUGCCCGAGAACGCCCCUCUGGGCACCGUGGUCAUUGAUCUGAACGCCACAGACGCCGACGAGGGUCCCAAUGGUGAGGUGCUCUACUCCUUCAGCAGCUAUGUGCCAGACCGCGUGCGGGAGCUCUUCUCCAUCGACCCCAAGACCGGCCUGAUCCGCGUCAAGGGCAACCUGGACUACGAGGAGAACGGGAUGCUGGAGAUCGAUGUGCAGGCCAGAGACCUGGGGCCCAACCCCAUUCCUGCCCACUGCAAGGUCACUGUCAAGCUCAUCGACCGCAACGACAACGCGCCGUCUAUCGGUUUCGUCUCCGUGCGCCAGGGGGCGCUGAGCGAGGCCGCCCCGCCUGGCACCGUCAUCGCCCUGGUGCGGGUCACUGACCGCGAUUCGGGCAAGAACGGACAGCUGCAGUGCCGAGUCCUGGGCGGAGGAGGGACGGGCGGCGGCGGCCUGAGCGGGUCCGGGGGGUCGGUGCCCUUCAAGCUGGAGGAGAACUAUGACAACUUCUACACCGUGGUGACCGACCGCCCGCUGGACCGCGAGACCCAGGACGAGUACAACGUGACCAUCGUGGCGCGGGACGGGGGCUCGCCUCCACUCAACUCCACCAAGUCAUUCGCCGUCAAGAUUCUGGACGAGAAUGACAAUCCCCCUCGGUUCACCAAAGGACUGUACGUGCUGCAGGUGCACGAGAACAACAUUCCAGGAGAGUACCUGGGCUCCGUGCUCGCCCAGGAUCCCGACCUGGGGCAAAACGGCACCGUGUCCUACUCCAUCCUGCCCUCGCACAUUGGCGACGUGUCCAUCUACACCUAUGUGUCCGUGAACCCCACCAAUGGGGCCAUCUACGCGCUGCGCUCCUUUAACUACGAGCAGACCAAGGCUUUUGAGUUCAAGGUGCUUGCUAAGGACUCGGGUGCGCCCGCGCACCUGGAGAGCAACGCUACCGUGAGGGUGACAGUGCUAGACGUGAAUGACAACGCGCCGGUGAUCGUGCUGCCCACGCUGCAGAACGACACGGCUGAGCUGCAGGUGCCGCGCAACGCUGGCCUGGGCUACCUGGUGAGCACCGUGCGGGCCCUCGACAGCGACUUCGGCGAGAGUGGGCGCCUCACCUACGAAAUCGUAGACGGUAAUGACGACCACCUGUUUGAGAUCGAUCCGUCCAGCGGCGAGAUCCGCACACUGCACCCUUUCUGGGAGGACGUGACACCCGUGGUGGAGCUGGUGGUGAAGGUGACUGACCACGGAAAGCCCACCCUGUCCGCAGUGGCCAAACUCAUCAUCCGCUCGGUGAGCGGCUCCUUGCCCGAGGGAGUUCCCCGGGUGAACGGCGAGCAGCACCACUGGGACAUGUCGUUGCCGCUCAUCGUGACUCUGAGUACGAUCUCCAUUAUCCUCCUAGCGGCCAUGAUCACCAUCGCGGUCAAGUGCAAGCGCGAGAACAAGGAGAUCCGCACCUACAACUGCCGAAUCGCAGAAUACAGCCACCCGCAGCUGGGUGGAGGCAAGGGCAAGAAGAAGAAGAUCAAUAAAAAUGAUAUCAUGCUGGUGCAGAGCGAGGUGGAAGAGAGGAACGCCAUGAACGUCAUGAACGUGGUGAGCAGCCCUUCCCUGGCCACCUCCCCCAUGUACUUUGACUACCAGACCCGUCUGCCCCUCAGCUCGCCCCGGUCCGAGGUGAUGUAUCUCAAGCCUGCCUCCAACAACCUGACUGUCCCUCAGGGGCACGCGGGCUGCCACACCAGCUUCACUGGACAAGGGACUAACGCGAGCGAGACCCCUGCCACUCGGAUGUCCAUAAUCCAGACAGACAAUUUUCCCGCAGAGCCCAAUUACAUGGGCAGCAGGCAGCAGUUUGUUCAAAGUAGCUCCACGUUUAAGGACCCAGAAAGAGCCAGCCUGAGAGACAGUGGGCACGGGGACAGUGAUCAGGCUGACAGUGACCAAGACACUAACAAAGGCUCCUGCUGUGACAUGUCUGUUAGGGAGGCACUCAAGAUGAAAACUACUUCAACUAAAAGCCAACCACUUGAACAAGAACCGGAAGAGUGUGUUAAUUGCACAGAUGAAUGCCGAGUGCUUGGUCAUUCUGACAGGUGUUGGAUGCCACAGUUCCCUGCAGCCAAUCAGGCUGAAAAUGCAGAUUACCGCACAAAUCUCUUUGUACCCACAGUUGAAGCUAAUGUUGAGACUGAGACUUACGAAACUGUGAAUCCCACUGGGAAAAAGACUUUUUGUACAUUUGGAAAAGACAAGCGAGAGCACACUAUUCUCAUUGCCAAUGUUAAACCUUAUUUAAAAGCCAAACGUGCCCUGAGCCCUCUCCUCCAAGAGGUGCCCUCAGCAUCAAGCAGCCCAACCAAGGCAUGCAUCGAGCCUUGCACCUCAACAAAAGGCUCUCUGGAUGGUUGUGAAGCAAAACCAGGAACCCUGGCUGAAGCAAGCAGCCAGUACUUGCCCACUGACAGUCAGUACCUGUCACCCAGUAAGCAACCAAGAGACCCUCCAUUCAUGGCUUCAGAUCAGAUGGCAAGGGUCUUCGCGGAUGUGCAUUCAAGAGCCAGCCGGGAUUCCAGUGAGAUGGGAGCUGUUCUUGAGCAGCUUGACCACCCCAGCAGAGAUCUGGGCAGAGAGUCUGUGGAUGCAGAGGAAGUCGUGAGAGAAAUUGACAAGCUUUUGCAGGACUGCCGGGGAAAUGACCCUGUGGCUGUGAGAAAGUGAGGGGAAAAAAAAAAAAAAAGCAUUGGCAUUUUCUUGUCUCUUCUGUUGAUUUAAAAAACUAUCCCUUAUGGUGACGACCCAUUUUACAGGGAUGAAGAAAGACCAAUGCUACUUUAAGGCUUUUAGUGAACAUCUGAAGUGCCCACAAGUAUGUUCUUUUCACUGCUGUUUCUUUUACAGAGAUAACAAUGGUUUUGUUUUGAUCAAACUUAUAUUAGGACAGAAUUAAUGAUGCUCAAAGAGAAAAA